AUGGACAAACAACGCUUGAUGUUCCCAAAGCUCCCAAUCACGGCCCCCGAGACAGAAAUCAAGCCACAAAUUACAAUCGGCGGCACAACCUACCAGGAUCCGCAAAAACAGCUCCAGCAGCUGUUCACAUUUGACGACGCGGACGUCGCAAUCCUGGACACAAAAGCACUCGGUAUCGAACAGAUACCGACAUUUUCAGAAGGCGGAAGUAUCACGGCCAAGGCGUUCGUGAACUCCGUCGAUAUGCACGCCGCCAUAAGGAACUGGACGGACCAGGCGGCAGCCAAA
Paramuricea clavata is the source of this 288-nucleotide messenger RNA. The record is from the annotation of a GenBank genome assembly. Lineage: Eukaryota; Metazoa; Cnidaria; Anthozoa; Malacalcyonacea; Plexauridae.